AUGAAGAAAUUGGAAGACCAGGCUGAGGCUACCAUCAAAGCUCAAACUGAUGCUGAAGAAAAGACAGAAUCUGUUGAGGCCAUCAAGAAGGUUCUUGAGGCCAAGAAGAAAGUGGCCGAGGAAGAGACGGCCCAGGCCCAAAAAGAACUACAAGAAGCUUUGGCCAUGAAGGACGCCGAGCUCAAGGCAGCCGAUGAGAAGGGCUACAAUAAGGGGGUGGCUGAUGUCACGGCGGAUUACGAGAAGCAAGUGAAGCAGGGUGAGGAGGUUCCCAAAGAUGCUACAGCUGAGAAGACAUCAGCCGACGUUCUUUUUUCCGACAAGAGUCUUGAUGAAACUCUUCAAGAAAUUGAUGCCGAGCUCGCCGCAGAAAAGGCUGCCGAGGUGUCUUCUCAGCAGUCGUCCGAACUUCAGACCCAACCAUCUGUUGUCGUCGAAGAGUCUUGA
Messenger RNA from Camellia sinensis, 447 nucleotides. NCBI's taxonomy places the organism in Eukaryota, Viridiplantae, Streptophyta, Magnoliopsida, Ericales, Theaceae. The record is from RefSeq and is a predicted model, not a curated record.